Messenger RNA from Mastomys coucha (southern multimammate mouse), 1673 nucleotides. It is a transcript of the gene Cckar, whose product is annotated as cholecystokinin A receptor. Bases 180 to 1472 code for a protein of 430 amino acids. The record is from RefSeq and is a predicted model, not a curated record. Gene Ontology annotation, biological process: neuropeptide signaling pathway. Gene Ontology annotation, molecular function: cholecystokinin receptor activity; neuropeptide receptor activity. Lineage: Eukaryota; Metazoa; Chordata; Mammalia; Rodentia; Muridae. Gene Ontology annotation, cellular component: membrane. The transcript is spliced from 5 exons.
UGGUCUGAGAAUGGGGAACUCAAGUUGCCUUUAGGAAUGGCUGCAAAGCCCACACCUGGAAAUCUCCCCUCCCUGCUCCUCCACGGCAGGUUGCAUUUGGGAGACUCUAUGAUCAUUAGAGGAGAGAGACGGGAGUGAGCCAUUCACCAGCUCGCCAGCACUUGGGAGAAAGCAGCAGGAUGGAUGUGGUGGACAGCCUUCUUAUGAAUGGGAGCAACAUCACUCCCCCCUGUGAACUCGGGCUGGAAAACGAGACGCUUUUCUGCCUGGAUCAACCUCAACCUUCAAAAGAGUGGCAGUCUGCAGUGCAGAUUCUCCUGUACUCCUUCAUAUUCCUUCUCAGUGUGCUGGGGAACACACUAGUUAUCACGGUGCUGAUUCGGAACAAGAGGAUGCGGACUGUCACCAACAUCUUCCUGCUCUCCCUGGCUGUCAGUGACCUCAUGCUUUGCCUCUUCUGCAUGCCGUUCAACCUCAUCCCCAACCUGCUCAAGGAUUUCAUCUUUGGAAGCGCUGUGUGCAAGACUACCACCUACUUUAUGGGCACUUCCGUGAGUGUUUCCACCUUCAACCUGGUGGCCAUCUCUCUGGAGAGAUAUGGGGCCAUCUGCAGACCCCUACAGUCCCGAGUCUGGCAAACCAAGUCCCAUGCUUUGAAGGUCAUCGCUGCCACCUGGUGCCUCUCCUUUACCAUCAUGACUCCGUACCCCAUUUACAGCAACUUGGUGCCUUUUACUAAAAAUAAUAACCAGACGGCGAACAUGUGCCGCUUCCUGCUGCCAAGUGACGCCAUGCAGCAGUCCUGGCAAACAUUCCUGCUACUCAUCCUAUUUCUUAUUCCUGGGAUUGUGAUGGUGGUGGCCUAUGGAUUGAUCUCUCUGGAACUCUAUCAAGGAAUCAAAUUUGAGGCCAGCCAGAAGAAAUCUGCUAAAGAAAAGAGGCUGAGCGGCAGCAGCAGCAGUGGUCGAUACGAGGAUAGUGAUGGCUGUUACUUGCAGAAAUCCAGGCCUCCGAGGAAGCUGGAGCUGCAGCAGCUAUCUACCAGCAGCAGUGGUGGCAGAGUCAACCGGAUCAGGAGCAGCAGUUCUGCUGCCAACCUGAUCGCCAAGAAGCGCGUGAUCCGCAUGCUCAUUGUCAUUGUGGUCCUCUUCUUCCUGUGCUGGAUGCCCAUCUUCAGUGCCAAUGCCUGGCGGGCAUAUGACACGGUUUCUGCAGAGAAACACCUCUCAGGGACCCCCAUCUCCUUCAUCCUCCUCCUCUCCUACACCUCCUCCUGUGUUAACCCCAUCAUCUAUUGCUUCAUGAACAAACGCUUUCGCUUGGGCUUCAUGGCCACCUUCCCUUGUUGCCCGAAUCCUGGUCCCCCAGGGGUGAGAGGAGAGGUGGGAGAGGAGGAGGAUGGGAGAACCAUAAGGGCAUCACUGUCCAGGUAUUCUUAUAGCCACAUGAGUACCUCUGCCCCACCCCCCUGAACUGUACCUGGUCCACUGCAGCAGCAGGAAGGAGGGGACCGGGAGCAAGGAGGAAGAGGAAGUAGGAGGGAAGGAGAAGGGAGACCCAUUUCUCAUGAGGAUUCUUCAAUGUCUGCUUCUCACCCUUCACAAAGUUCUAGAAGGAACUUAAGGUGGGGUCAUGAAAAUACAUUUUCCAUAAUGUUUACCAUGGAAGAAACC